Messenger RNA from Exophiala spinifera, 3078 nucleotides. RefSeq lists its product as uncharacterized. The record is from RefSeq and is a predicted model, not a curated record. The coding region runs from base 1 to 3078 and encodes 1025 amino acids. NCBI's taxonomy places the organism in Eukaryota, Fungi, Ascomycota, Eurotiomycetes, Chaetothyriales, Herpotrichiellaceae. The transcript has a single exon.
AUGGCAGAAGACGUCUCUAACGCUCUGCAGGCGUUUCCAACGGCGCUCGAGACUAUGUCUCAAAGUAUCGACAGGAUAAUGCAGGUUGCAGGCGCCCCGGGCGCCUCGCAAAUUCUGCUGCACACAGUCCGCCAGGCAAACGAACACUUGCAAGGCAUGCGACUUAGUCUGGAGAAGUACAAAGAUCUCACAGCGCAGCUCGAAGUAAGCGAGAACGCUCGUGAUGGCGAGAUGAAUCGCUGCCGAGAGCUCACCGAAGAGCUGGAGAAGAAAAACCAGGAUCUGGCCAAUUUGGAAGUAGAAUUGGCACGUACCCAAGAGAACAACAAAAAUCUCACGAGAGAGAUUGACCUUGAAAGGCAACAACUCUCCGGUAAAGAAAGCGAAUUGGCAGGCAUAAAGCAGAGCCACGAAGACUUGACCAAGGACUUAGAAGUCGCCAGGCAAGAUCUCACAUCUAGGACCACUGACCUGGCAGAUAUACAAGCAAGGAACACAGUGAUGGCCAGGGACUUGGAACAAAUGAAGCAAGAUCUCUCUGUGAAGGAGAAAAAAAUAUCGCAGGCAGAGUCCAAGAUGGCCGGAAUGAUCGAAGCUCAUAAACAGACACGUGAAGACCUUUCCGCAAAGGAAGGAAGACUGAGGCAGGAAGAGGCCAAGUCCAUGAACAUCACGAAAGAGCUGGAGCGUACAAAAGCUGAUCUCUCCACGAGGACCACGGACCUGACACACUCACAAGCAAAAAUCGCACAGUUGACGAAAGACUCUGAUCGGAUAAAAGAAGAGCUCUCCACGACGAGUGUCAAACUGGAGCAAGCACAAGCCGCCAGUCGGAAGACGGCUGAAGAGCUUGAGAAGAGUAAAACAUCUCUUCUGUGCAAAAGCAAGGAACUGGACUCCUCAAGAGAGCAGUUGGCUGAAGCCACCCGAUCGCGAGACCGGGCAGCUGUUGAGUUAGCCGAGGAGAAGCAGAAAGCCGGCGAGACGGCGAUUGAACUCCGAGGGAUAAAACAGCAGCUGGCUGACACACAAAGCGGCUUGGGCAAUGUUCAGAACAACCUCGACAGCACGAGGAAUGAACUAGAGAAUACCCAACGGAGGGCCUCUGUACUCCAAGAAAGUGUUACUGAUCUUGAACAAAAGUAUGCUGAUGUGACUAUUUCUAUGAAAGAGCAAAUGUCUACAUCUAACAAGCUGCGUGAAGAACUGGAUAAGUCCCGCGAGGAUCUUGUCAGCAAACAGACAGCACUUGACCAAGCGUCUGCAGAGUUGAACGGUAUGGAAACCCGUGUCAGCGAGCUUCGUGCUGAGCUAGAUUCUAAAGUCGGACUGGCCAAAGACUUGGAAGCCGUUAGAAAACAGCUCCGGGAGGCGAACAUGGAACUGGCAAACGCGCAGGAUGCUUAUACAGUCAACUCUGUCGCAUCGAGAAGACGUUUCGAGUCUGAAAUACAGGCCCAUAGAGAACGUUUCGAGUCUGAAAUACAGGCGCAGAGAGAACUUCAAGGUAGACAGUCCCGAACUCUAGAGGAAGAGCGAGACCGUGCACAAGACGCGCUGGCAAAAUCGAGAGAAUCUCUCCGCCUACAGCAAGCCAAUUCAGAAGGUCUUGCCAGAAGGAUAGCAAUCCUCGAAGAAAAAGCCACUCGUCAAGAGAAGAGAAUGGUAGAGCUGCGCCGAGAAGUGUCGGUGGAAGUCUCCUACAAGGAGGACAUGGAGGAACGACUCCUGGAGCAGCAUCGCACCCACCAAGAGGAAAUUAGUCAGCAAGCCGGUAAUGCUCUCCAGGAAUAUGAGAAGCUGAGGUCCGAUAAAGAAGCUGAGAGGCGUAAACUCAAGAAGAAGGCCAAAACCCGGCAACGGGAGCAGGACUUGCUGAUUGCGCAACUGAGACAGGAGAAACUGGACCUCGAAUCAAGGCUUAAGAGUGCCCAAGAAUCCCGUUCUCCUACAGCGUCAAACACAAGGCACCCUCUUCGGACCCCUAAUGAGAAUACCAGCCAGAGAUCAAGUCAACCUCCAGUACCAAUACAUGGACUGGAAGGUAGCACACUUGUACCUCUCCGGUCCCAGGGAAGUCAGAUAGUACCGGUGCCUGUGUCAGGAAUGGUCCCGGAGAGUGACGAAGAUCCAGGCAUGAGUACCCGGCCGAACAGAUCUAGAUGGUUUGGUGCUGAUAGCUCAUCGCAAUCUCGAGAAUUUUCGUCCUUUGCACCUCCGACAUCAUCGAAUCGAGAUGUUCCGGAGAGUAUCAGAACGGCUCAGAAACGCAGAGAACCAUCAACUGAGCUUGGUGACGGCGGACCAAUGCCAUCAUACAAAAGACUCCAGCAUACUCAUGCCGAAGGUCAAUAUGUACCCGAGUCUCCGGCUGAAGCGAGUCGCAGGCUCGGGAAUAUGUCGCAAUUGUCCUCUUACUAUGAAGAAGGGCGAGAGGAGACAGAGGCAGAGCAAUCAAGACAACAGCAGCCUCCAUCGAUCGAGCAUCAAGCUCCUUCGACCGAGGAGCAGCAGCCUCCUUCGACCGAGCAGCAGCAAGCUCCUUCGAUUGAGCAGCAGUCACAGACGCCGGAAGAAAAGGCCGAAUCGCUGCUGAAUAUGUUCUUUUUGGCAUGGGAAUAUACAGAGAAAGAGAGGUCGGAUAUAUUGUCCUACUUCUCGUCCCUCUUUCGCCGCGGUGCCUCCCUUGAGUCAAAGGUAAAGGUCGUCGACAGGUACUGUAAUGGCACUAUCGACCACGCCGCGCCACGCCCAAACUAUUGCCUUAUGUCGAAACUACUAGGACGAGGCGUCCACGGGCAACCGUCGGCCAUGACACAGAACAGUUGUAGCUAUUGCAAGGAGCAUAGAAGGAUAUGCCUCUGGGCCUACUUCGCGCCCGGAGUUGGCACAGGCUUCGGCCAAAGAGUUUUCGGCAGCCUCCCCUUUGGAAAUGGUGGAAGGGAGUAUGACCCAAAUGCUCAGCCCAGAGAAGUGGCAUUAGGCAACCACAGUGCCAGAUGGGUGCUCAAAAAACGCAGACUGGGGCUCAAUGAGCCACAAGAGGUCCCGUUUGAGGUGGCAGGUGUUAGUUUGUGA